AUGGGGACCCAAACAACACCGUCUCCUUCGCAUCGUCCCCGCAAGAAGAGAAGAUUGCUAUCAGCCCAAUCUAACAUCAAUCUGAUUGUCAACGCGGACUCAAGCAACCCUUCUCCUGCUUUUCCGCUCGUAUCGUUCCUGUGGCCUGCGCGUGCUGGCAUAUCACAAUGGGUUGUUUUGCCUCUGAUUCUGAUGGUUGUUGGGCUGUUUCGCUGGUCAACAAGUCUAUGGGGAUACUCUGGUCAAAAUACCCCCCCGAUGUACGGUGAUUUUGAAGCGCAGCGACAUUGGAUGGAAAUUACGUCUCACCUCCCCAUAUCGUUAUGGUACUUCUACGACCUGCAAUGGUGGGGUUUGGAUUACCCUCCUCUGACUGCGUACCACAGUUGGUUCUUGGGGAAGAUCGGUUCGAUCAUUGACUCGUCAUGGUUUGCUCUUGACAAGUCUCGCGGGAUGGAGGGGCCGUUGCUUAAGGUUUACAUGCGUGCAACGGUCCUGGUCUCUGAAUAUCUCGUCUAUAUCCCUGCUAUUGUAAUCUUUCUCCGGAGAUACUCUCGAGUUCUAGGAAUCCACAUAUGGGCUUCCUCUAUUGUUCUUGUUGCGAUCCUGAUGCAACCCGCUACCAUUCUGGUCGAUCAUGGACAUUUUCAGUUCAAUACCGUUAUGUUAGGGUUAGUGGUUGCAGCAUCAGAGAGUAUGUUCGCCGGCCGGAUGCUUUGGGCCUGUUUGUUCUUUGUGUCAGCCCUAUGCUUCAAGCAAAUGGCAUUGUACUUUGCCCCCACGAUAUUUGCCUUCAUGCUAGGUGCCUGCUUUUCACCUCGUGUUAGAAUCGGUCGAUUAAUCAGCAUCGCUUUCAUUACCAUACUCACCUUCGCACUGCUCUUUGCUCCUCUCAUAGUUGCUCCCCUCUAUGAUAACUAUCUCGGCAUUGAGCGUCCACUUCCCAGUCCGCCACUUCUUCAGAGCUUGCCAGUGAAAUUGGACGAAUCCUCAUGGAUAUUCCCUCCGGUGCUUCAGCUUUGCCAAUCCAUCUACCGCAUAUUUCCAUUUGCGCGAGGCCUGUUCGAGGACAAGGUGGCUAACGUAUGGUGCACAAUUCACACAUUUUACAAACUAAACAGAUUUCCCUCAAGCAUACUCCAACGCGCCUCUCUUGGCGCAACCCUUUUAUCGAUCAUCCCAUCCUGCGCAUUAAUUGGUCUAUUCCCUCGACCCGCACUCCUCCCAUUAGCUCUAUCAAGCACAGCAUGGGGAUUUUUCCUUUGCUCAUUCCAAGUCCAUGAAAAGAGCGUCCUUUUACCACUCCUUCCCAUGACCCUACUCCUGGGCAGCGAUGGUGGCCUAGGCAAGGAGACACGAGCCUGGGUUGGCUGGGCUAACAUGCUUGGCGUGUGGACUCUGUUCCCACUCCUACGGCGAGAUGAACUACGAGUGCCCUACUUCGUCCUUACCAUGCUGUGGGCAUAUUUACUCGGCCUCCCGCCCACGUCACUAGAUUUAUAUCGCAAUAAAUCGGUAUCUUCCGAAUCUACGCAGAGUUCUAGAAAUUUGCAUGUUCUAACGAAGUUGUUGCAUUUGGCUUAUUACUUGGCUAUGAUAACAUGGCACUUUCUUGAGGCGUUUGUCCCUCCACCAGCGGGGAAACCGGAUUUAUGGGUUGUGAUAAAUGUUUUGAUCGGGGCAUCAGGUUUUGGUAUUUCAUAUCUAUGGUGCACGUGGAAACUUCUUCAGCAAAGUGGGUUGAUAAGCUCAUCUGCGACUUUCAAGACAGAACAAGGGUCGCACGGAACAGAAGAGAAAAAGAGGCAAUAA
Molecule: messenger RNA, 1812 nt
Organism: Paracoccidioides brasiliensis Pb18
Product: dolichyl-P-Glc:Man(9)GlcNAc(2)-PP-dolichol alpha-1,3-glucosyltransferase
Exons: 3
Coding region: 1-1812 (603 amino acids)
Biological process (GO): protein N-linked glycosylation
Cellular component (GO): endoplasmic reticulum membrane
Molecular function (GO): dolichyl pyrophosphate Man9GlcNAc2 alpha-1,3-glucosyltransferase activity
Source: RefSeq, a predicted model, not a curated record